Epinephelus moara (kelp grouper) is the source of this 1427-nucleotide messenger RNA. RefSeq names its product GTPase IMAP family member 9-like. The transcript has 2 exons. The coding region runs from base 110 to 1099 and encodes 329 amino acids. The record is from RefSeq and is a predicted model, not a curated record. Gene Ontology annotation, molecular function: GTP binding. Lineage: Eukaryota; Metazoa; Chordata; Actinopteri; Perciformes; Serranidae.
AGGGAACGCCCAUGUGAAGGUAAGAAAGGUAAAGUAAUGACAAGUGACAGGAAGAAAAGUUCAUAGCAUUACAGGACACACAACAGCAAGAUCCUCUUAGCUUUUCAACAUGAGCAGGCCAUACUAUCAAGGGUUCGGAGAUGCCACAUAUCCAGAUGAAAGGAGGAUUGUUCUAGUCGGGAAGACCGGAGUGGGGAAGAGCGCUGCAGGAAACACCAUCCUGGGGAGGGAAGCUUUUGAAUCUGAGCUGUCUCCGGCUUCCUUGACGUCUGAAUGCCAGAAAGCUAAGGGAGUUGUCGAAGGUCGAAAGGUUGCUGUCAUCGACACUCCUGGGCUGUUUGACACUAAUUUCAACCAAGAAGAAGUGUUAAAGAGGAUCAAGAUGUGCAUCUCCCUGUCUGCUCCUGGUCCUCACGCCUUCCUGGUGGUUCUUCAUCUGGGCAGGUUCACCCAGGAGGAGAAGGAAACAGUCAAGAUGAUUCAGACCACUUUUGGUGAAGAUGCAGCUCAUUUCACAAUGGUGUUGUUCACACAUGGAGACCAGCUGAGGAAGCAAACCAUUGAAGGCUAUAUUUCAGAGAGUCCUGACCUACAAGCCCUCAUUCGGAGGUGCAACCAUCGGUAUCAUGUCUUUAACAAUGAAAUCAAAGACCCUGAACAAACCAGUCAGCUCCUGGACAAAAUUGACAAGAUGACGAUGGCUAACGGUGGAGGCUUCUACACCAACGAAAUGUUCAUGAAAGCGGAAUCAGCAAUAGAGAAGGAGAAAGAGCGACUCCUGAAGGAGAUGGAGGAGAAGAGGCAGAGAGAGUUGGAUGAACUGAGAGCCAAAUAUGCAGGACGGGCCUACCACAGGGAGGAGAAACGGCUGCAUGUAAGAUAUGAGUAUGAAGCCAGAGCCCAAGCUGAAAGAUCAAAUGAAUUUGUCGCUGCUCCAGUAAUAGCUAUAGCAACAGCCUGUGGUGCUGCUGUCGGAGGUGUGCUUGGAAUUGCAGGAGGCCCGAUUGGUGUUGCCAUUGGAGUUGCUGCUGGAGCAGCUUUUGGAGCUGGCAUUGGUGCACUUUCACUGAGAGCUUCAGAUCGUUGCCAUGUGCAGUAAGAGCACAUAAGAUAAGGACUAUACAGUUAAUUAAUGGUGUAUAAAGUUGAUUAUUUUCCAGGAGAGAUCUCGUCCUUUAGUCACAUGUAGUCUGCAAUUGUUUCUUACUAAACUCUUUCCAUAUAUACAGUAUAUAUUUAUAUACAUUUAUAUAUUUGCAUUAAAGAUGACUCUCAUAAUCACUUUUUGUUGAUAGCUGAAAUAGGUAGAGCUGAUUUAUUUGUCUUGACUGUAUAAUAUUGGGUAAUAUAUAUUAUUGUACUUACCAUGAUGGAUUGUGACUGAUUGAUUAUACUUGUGUAGAUUCUCAAUAAAUUGUAUUAAACUG